Messenger RNA from Neoarius graeffei (lesser salmon catfish), 512 nucleotides. RefSeq names its product LSM6 homolog, U6 small nuclear RNA and mRNA degradation associated (gene lsm6). Gene Ontology annotation, molecular function: RNA binding. The record is from RefSeq and is a predicted model, not a curated record. The transcript is spliced from 4 exons. Lineage: Eukaryota; Metazoa; Chordata; Actinopteri; Siluriformes; Ariidae. Gene Ontology annotation, cellular component: U6 snRNP; sno(s)RNA-containing ribonucleoprotein complex; P-body. The coding region runs from base 91 to 333 and encodes 80 amino acids. Gene Ontology annotation, biological process: mRNA splicing, via spliceosome; maturation of SSU-rRNA.
UCCUGAAAGCUGAUUGGCUGUACACUGUCAGCGCUACAUUUCAUCAAGACGUGCAGGAAACGUUGGAGCUAGCUUAGCAACAGAUUGAAAAUGAGUGUACGCAAGCAGACACCAAGUGACUUCCUGAAGCAGAUCAUCGGACGACCAGUAGUGGUGAAGCUCAACUCCGGAGUGGAUUACAGAGGUGUUCUUGCGUGCCUCGACGGCUACAUGAACAUCGCAGUCGAGCAGACGGAGGAGUACGUCAACGGUCAGCUGAAGAAUAAAUACGGAGAUGCGUUUCUCAGAGGAAACAAUGUGUUAUACAUCAGCACCCAGAAGAGGAAGAUGUAACCGUGUUGUUGUCUGAAGUGUACCAGUUAUUUUGAUGUUAAUAUUGUGGGGGUUUUUUCCCCAGAAUUGAGCACUGUAAUAGACUUGUUUUCGUUCGACUUGAUAACUUCUUGUUUUGUAAAUGAAAGUUUGUAUUGCUCUCACAAACGUUGCAAUAAAAUCUUAUUUUCCCCACUGAA